CUGCCGUCGCUUGGUUGCGGCGCCGCUUCCGUCGGUGGGGACCGACCGAAAUGGCGGCGGCCGCCACAGCCUUGUCCGUCUCCUCCGCCUCCUCUGCCGCGCUGCUGCGCCCGGGCUGGGCGCCCCUGAGGCGGUGGCGAACCCUCGCUCGCAGCGCCAGCAGCUUCCCCCGCAGCGCCGCCAGUGAUGAAGCAGCUGUUAUCUCAGGGACGAGGCUUGCACACCAGGUUUUGAAAGAAGUUCGAAGGGAUGUGGAAUCGUGGAUAUCUGCUGGCAACCAGAGGCCUCACCUCACUGUCAUAUUGGUAGGAGACAAUCCAGCCAGUCACAUCUAUGUCAGGAACAAGAUAAAGGCAGCUGCAGCUGUGGGCAUUUCUAGUGAGAUCAUACUGAGGCCUGAAGACAUUUCACAGGAAGAGCUUUUGGAUAUGACAGCAAAACUCAACAAGGAUUCCAGAGUUAGUGGCUUAUUAGUUCAGCUGCCUCUCCCAGGUCACAUAGAUGAGCGGACAGUGUGCAAUGCCAUCGCCCCUGAGAAGGAUGUGGAUGGGUUCCACAUCAUGAACAUUGGGCGGCUGUGUCUGGAUCAGCCUUCCAUAAUCCCUGCCACCGCUGCUGCUGUCUGGGAGAUCAUCAAACGGACAGGAAUACAAACAUUUGGAAAAAAUGUUCUUGUAGCCGGAAGAUCCAAAAAUGUUGGAAUGCCUAUUUCAAUGCUUUUACAUACUGAUGGAGAGCAUGAAAGGCCUGGAGGUGAUGCUACAGUGACCAUUACUCACAGAUACACCCCAAAAGAGCAGCUCAAGAUCCAUGCACAGCUUGCUGACAUAGUAAUAGUUGCUGCAGGUAUCCCGAAGUUGAUUACAGCUGAUAUGGUCAAAGAAGGUGCAACUGUGAUUGAUGUAGGCAUCAACCAUAUCCAUGAUCCUCUUACAGGAAAAACCAAAUUAGUUGGUGAUGUGGACUUUGAAGCAAUGGGGGCACUGAGUGAAGAGUCCGCUAUUACCGCUUCAUCCCUCAGCACGGACUUACGGAUUAAUUGGACAAAAAACAAUGCUGAAGUAGAUUAUUCAGAGCAGCCAAAGCUCUUGAAGCUGAUGCAGACCUGCCUUGAGGAGCACCACAGCUAUUGUAUCAAUGGGCUGUGCGCCUUCCACAGUGAGCUGAGGAAGCCCAUAUGCAAGUGCCUUGCAGGUUAUAAUGGAGAGAGGUGUGAACAUUUAACACUAAAUUCAUAUGCACAUAAUUCUUAUGAGCGCUACAUUGCUGUGGGGAUUGGGAUUGGAAUACUGACCAGUGGAAUACUCGCCAUCAUCUACUGCUAUGUAAGAAAGAGAUGCAGGAAACUGCAAUCCCCCUACAAGGUGUGUGUGGGUGAGACGGCACUGUGAAGCCCUGUGCUGGAACUCUCACCGGUUUGCCUGCUGAGGAGGAAGGCCCCCGCGCCAUGGGACAGGUGCCCCGGCCCUGCCGAGGAGAUGAGCCCGAGGGAACGGCGAAGGAGCGUGCCAAGGGAACUCCUGCAGCACUGACAGGCUCUGGGUGUGGUUGAAGAAAGACUUCCUCUCUUGGGUGAGGGUGGAUGGUCCCCAGGCCCAAGCAGCUGAGGACACUGCAGGCAUCUCAGCACUGUCCUGUGCCUAGUGUUUGCUCUGGGGGAAGGACUGGUUGGUUUUAGCUGUUUUCAGUCAUUUCAAGCACUCAUACAGUGUUCUGCUUUGGUCUUGUGUGUUCUGUUUGGUUUUUUCUUUUUUUUAUCUCCUCUGGAGGAUAAGCACCACCUCCCUCAUAGUGGAGCUGUAUUCUGGACAUCAUGUGCUGACCACUAACCAUUUGGGUUCUGAUUUUGUUGUCUGCUGGCUGUGUGUGGAUAAACAGUCCUCUCCCAACCCAAUGGUUACCCUUGGUGGGCUGGGCCAUGUAUGGGCUUCUGGUGCCAUAAAGGACAACAAAUGUUUUGGACUGAGCAAAGUGUCUGGUUCUCAAAACCAUCCUUAAAUUAAAAUAUAGAGACUAGGCAAUUCUCCUGGAAAAUCAGACCAUGACACCUCUGGGCAUGGCAUGUUCUUAUUGUUUUCAUAAGCAAAGCAACAGGACACCUUUCUCAAAAUGGAUUGUGGAGUGUGAUUGUGACAAAGAACUGUCUGCUUCCCAAACAUCCUACAGCAGGUCCUCAGUUCUGUGGAAUUUCAGGCAGAACAUUGCCUUGCUGCACCCUGAUUCCUGCACAAGACUUGAAUUGCUAGAGAAGCUGGAAUUUUGAUAUGAAACUUCACUACAGUUUUUCCCAGGAAACAGACUUUCUCUAUUCCAUUUGCACAUUAUGGGGACAAUGUAACCACUCAAAUAAGAAAUUAUUUUAGGGAUUCAGUUCCACCCUGGACUAACAGAUUGCAUAUCGGAUGCUUGGUUCCAUUCAUCUUAUCUACAAAGAGUUGGUAAGGUACAAAGAUUUGGUUCAAGGAAAAGGGAAGAAAAUUGGUUCUGAAGAUGAUGGCACUAACUGGGACGUCUCACAGACAGCUGGAGUGUUUGCCAUGCUGAUGUGACUAGAGAUGGCUUUCAGACAUUUUCAUUUCAGCUGUUGCACAUUGUAGACUCAUCUGCUGUGCUCAGCCAUCUACCAGCGAAAGGCAAUUGGUACUUUGAAGUCUUGUGGAGUCAUAUUGGCUCCAAAAUUCAGGUGCCCUGCUGAAAGUUCAGUUUUUUGGUUAUGUGAGUUAAUUUUGACAAGAGGGAUGCAUGUUUUUGGUUGAAAAAACCUGUGUAUUUGUGAGACUACAGUGACAAUGCUGAAAUGUGUAUGAAAGGUGGGGUUUGAAAGGGUAAAGGUGCAUGUGGCAUGUCAACGGUCUGAAGUUCAGGGGCUUCUUAUGUGGGCAUCCUUAUCAGUAGCUGAGCCAUCUUGGCUCUGUGAUACCAGUAAAUAAAACAGCACAUCACACACUGCUUGGAAUCCCGUGUAACAGAGGGAGCAAGCAGCAUAUGCACACACAAAAAGGAUUGCUGGUGAGAAGUGGAUGGACACCACUCCUCUGCACAUUGACACCAUUGUAUUCAUCCCUCAGCCUUUUUGUCUUCUUCAUCUCCAGUCAAAUCUUCAAAUCUUUGCACUGCUUGCUUUUUUCCAUUCUUCUGACCUUUUCUUAAGUUCCACUGCUGGGUAACUUGUGCUUGUGACUAUCUUCAAGUCAGCUUUUGGUAGUGGCCCUAUCAUUUUGUGUCACACAUAUGUGGUGAGAGGACAAUUAGGUAUAAAUUACAGUCUGCACAUCCUCACAAAUGCAAAACACCCUUCACCCAUCUCACAUGGAAAUGGAAGAUGUGCAUGUCAUUAGGAAAACACAGGUGAGAGAUCCUGCUUGUUGGUCUCAGGAGAAAAUGGUGGAGCUGAACAUUUAAAGGACAAAAAGCCUCAGGGUUUUUGUCACAUGAGUGAAUCUGCCUCUCCCCAGUGAGUUGUCUCUUGUGCUCACACUGCUGGUGUUGGAUUCACUUCCCAAGGACCAACCCCUCUCCUUUGCAGAGGCUGUCUUGGAGCAGACACGCACCCUACACAACUGCCUCAGGGGGUCUGUGCACUUGGCACACAAGUUCUUAAGGGCAUGAGUUGGAACAUCUGGACUUCACCUUGCCCAAAGAGUACUGUUGGAGAGAUGCAUUUUGAUUGCACGUUCUCUUACUGAUGUUUGUUACACCCCUUGUGUACCAGAGGCCAUGCAGGUGCCCUGCAGGAUGUGCAAGUGCCUUUUCACUGGUUUUACUCAUUGCAGUGAGCCAUUUUGUACCUACAGCAACAUACUCUGAUUUUUUUCAAGUUUGGUUACUCGUAAGUGAAAAGGAAGGUCUACUUAAGGGCCACAAUUCAGCAGGAGACUACAUAGUGAAAUGUUUUUCUAGUUGUCUUUCAGGCCCAAGGAGGCUUUGGAAGUGAGAGUUUGCUGGUAUUUUUUUGCCAGUGGAAGUGGAAGGUGAAGCACCAGGUAAGCCUGUGCUAUGCAAAAUGAGACUUGGUGUCAGGACAGCAUGAGAAUAAAAUAGAAAGAUGACGAUGGGAAGAAGGCAAGGCAGGAAGGAAAAGAAGGUGCUUGCUUUAUUUUAAUUCUCUUUUUUCCGAGUGGAGUCAUGGCUUCCAGCACAGUGUUUCUCAUCCCCUGGGUGCUGUGUGCCCACCCUGCAGAAGCACAGCCUCAGAGCAGGCCCCAGCUGUGUGUGAGGCAUGGCUGCCUGACUGACUCACGGUGCACUUGGGCUGAGGGAAUCUGCAUGGCCUCACAUUGCUGCAGGGAGUCAGGCCUGCUGAGCCCUUCCUUGAUAAGUGACAGAUGCUGCCAGCCUGGAAUGGUGUGCUGCUGCUUACGAUGCUGAAUUUCCUGCAGAACUGGCCUGUCAGAGGAUCAGGAUCAUCUUUCCUAGCUCAUUUAUCAGGCUCACUACUCUUUGUGUAGUGGCAUAAUUAAGAGAGUCAUAAGCUUCUUCUUCCCUUUCCAGCUGCACGUGCCAAAAACUAUCAUUUCAAGAGGAGCCUCUGCUUUAUGUGACUUUUAGGUAGGGCUGCUUCAGCUGUGGGAGGCAGCAGCUUGGCAGGGGCGGCAAACCAGAGACAUCAAAGACCAGGAUAUUCCUUUCUCAAGGACAGAGCACUUCCCCUGUGAAUGAUCCAGGCUGGUGGAACCACACUGGCUUUUGCUGCAGCACAUCUCUCAUGCUGGGUUGCCCUUAAGCUACCCAGUCCUGAACCUGCUCCACUGGCAUCUGCAGCCAUUGUGCGGGUGUGCUGGGCUGCCACUGGAACAUCUUCCCUGUAUUCAGCUCCCAUUUUCUGCUCAGCUGUGUGGGUGGCCUACAAGUUUCCCUGAUCCCAGCAAGGUCUGUUGCAAACACUGGGAUGUAAGCCUGGGGACAAGAUGGCUUUAAAGACAUUUGAUUUGGUUUUGGAGGGAAGUGUAAGGAGUUGAAUUGAUGCUCUGAGUGCACAGUGUCCCUGUCCCUCCUGCUGGCUGGGGCACUGGUGGCUGGCACACAGGUAAGAGACAGUUUUUCCUUGGAGGUUUUCUGUUAUUCUUAGUAGCCCACAGUAUAUUUGGAAAAUGACACACCAGGGUUUGUUCUCCAUCCCACUUACAGUAAAA
Molecule: messenger RNA, 5132 nt
Organism: Melozone crissalis (California towhee)
Lineage: Eukaryota; Metazoa; Chordata; Aves; Passeriformes; Passerellidae
Product: bifunctional methylenetetrahydrofolate dehydrogenase/cyclohydrolase 2, mitochondrial-like
Exons: 11
Coding region: 51-1391 (446 amino acids)
Biological process (GO): tetrahydrofolate interconversion
Cellular component (GO): mitochondrion
Molecular function (GO): methenyltetrahydrofolate cyclohydrolase activity; methylenetetrahydrofolate dehydrogenase (NAD+) activity; methylenetetrahydrofolate dehydrogenase (NADP+) activity
Source: RefSeq, a predicted model, not a curated record